AUAUACAGGGAUGGGUCCAUUGCUAGGGAAAAGAUCCUCUAUGGCGUACUCGGCCGGGCUGGACAGCUGCCACGAUGACAUGGCGAACCACGGUGGAUCGGAUGACGUGUCGGAUGACGAGGGUUGCCACGCAGGCGGCGGGGAGAAGAAGAGGCGGCUCAACACGGAGCAAGUGAAGACAUUGGAGAAGAAUUUCGAGCUCGGGAACAAGCUUGAGCCCGAGAGGAAAAUGCAGCUGGCGCGGGCCCUCGGGCUCCAGCCCAGACAAGUCGCCAUAUGGUUUCAAAACCGGCGGGCCCGCUGGAAAACGAAACAGCUCGAAAAAGACUAUGAGCUGCUCAAGAGGCAGUUUGAAGGGGUUAAGGCUGAAAACCACGCGCUCCACGCGCACAACCAAAAGCUCCAUGCCCAGAUUUUGGCAUUGAAAACAAGAGAGCCAACCGAGUCGAUAAACCUAAACAAAGAAACCGAAGGAUCGUCGAGCAACCGCAGCGAAAACAGCUCGGAAAUGAAGCUCACAAACCCCGCCAUCGACAGCCCAUCGUCACCCCAAACAAACCCCAAUAUUGCAGAUAGGUCCCUCUUUCCCCCGGCACUUAGGCCCGGCCCCGUGGCCCAGCAGCUAUUUCACGAUACUUCAACGGCCGAUAUGCAAUGCCCCAAAAUGGAGGGGCACAAUAGCAAUAACAAUAACAAUAAUACUAAGGAAGAGAGCCUAUGCAACAUGUUCUGUGGCGUGGACGACCAGACCGGGUUCUGGCCCUGGCUCGAUCAGCAACACUUUAAUUAAAUUAAAUAAUUUUAAAAAAUUCAACGCGAAUUUUUUAAAGUUU
Messenger RNA from Striga asiatica, 833 nucleotides. The record is from the annotation of a GenBank genome assembly. NCBI's taxonomy places the organism in Eukaryota, Viridiplantae, Streptophyta, Magnoliopsida, Lamiales, Orobanchaceae.